CCAAGAAUAGCAACAGCCUGUGUCACUGGAAAGGGCAAAGCCUUCUGAAAUAGCAACAAAGUUGUGCACAAACCACUUUGCGGUCCGCAUUUGGUUUCAGCCGGCUCCAGCAACUUGUUGCGAUGACGAAAAUCAGCUGGGCUUUCCUGGCCCGUCUGAGGAGGACAGCCACCCUCUGAGAGGCUUCCAACUGAGGCGACGAUGGUACCCGUACAGAGUGCAGAGGAGCUGGGCCAGCAGUGCCAGGCGAUGAGAGCAGGGGAGGAUGAGGAAGAUGACAGAGGCAGCAGGCACCUCCACGAGCUGCCAGCUGCAGCAGGCUGUGGAACAUUUACUUUACUAUCUUCUGCCACUGCUGCUGUAAGUGGACUUCUAAUGGGCUAUGAGUUGGGCCUUAUCUCUGGAGCUCUUCUUCAGAUGAGUAGCAUAUUAGCACUCUCUUGCAAAGAGCAGGAAAUUGUUGUGAGUUCCCUUCUUUUUGGGGCCUUAUUUGCAUCACUUACCGGUGGAUUCCUGAUUGAUCGCUUUGGAAGGAGAUUUGCUAUUAUUAUUGCGUCAUCUCUACUUGUAAUGGGAAGUCUGAUUUUACUGCCUCAUGAAUCAUUUGGAAUACUUAUUGUUGGACGAAUUGCCAUAGGUAUUUCCAUAUCAUUAUCAUCCAUUGCGACAUGUGUGUAUAUUGCUGAGAUUGCCCCACAGCACAGAAGAGGCCUUCUCGUUUCGUUAAAUGAACUCAUGAUCGUGAUAGGAAUUCUUUUUGCCUAUAUUUCAAAUUACGCAUUUGCCAGUGUAUCUCAUGGCUGGAAGUAUAUGUUCGGCCUUGUAAUUCCAUUAGGUGUCUUGCAGGCUAUUGCCAUGUAUUUCCUUCCACCAAGUCCACGUUUUCUUGUUAUGAAAAAUAAUGAUGAAGCUGCAAGAAAAAUACUGGAGAGACUACGGGAAACUUCAGAUGCUACUAAAGAACUCACUGUUAUCAAGUCUUCCCUGAAAGAUGAACAUCAGUAUAGUUUCAUGGACCUGUUUCGUUCAAAGAACAACAUGAGAGCCCGAAUGCUGGUAGGGCUCACACUAGUCUUUUUUGUGCAAACAACUGGGCAACCUAACAUUUUAUUUUAUGCAUCAACUGUUUUGAAGUCAGUUGGGUUUCAGAGCAAUGAAGCUGCCAGCUUGGCUUCUACUGGAGUUGGUGUGGUUAAAGUGGUCAGCACAGUUCCAGCCACAGUUUUUGUAGAUAAGGUUGGAAGUAAAACUUUUCUGUGUAUUGGCUCUUCUGUUAUGGCAGUAUCAUUGGUCACUAUGGGCUUAGUGAACCGUAAUAUACACAUGAAUUUCACCAAUAUCUGUAGAAGCCAGUCUCCAGAGGAUACCUAUCAGAGACCAGGAAACCUCACUGGUGUCACCAAUGGGAGCCUCAAGGACCUCUUUUCUAAUAUGGCUUUGCCAGAAAGACUCUUAUUCGACAUACAGAGAAACCUUGAUGUCACCAGGAUAGGAGAACUGAACAGGACCACCCCAGCAGGAGGCAAAAGCAGGAUGGGGUCACACACAGAGAGUGGGGAGGUUCCCGUUGUCUUGAAAUGGGUCUCACUGGCCAGCCUGCUUGUUUAUGUUGCUGCAUUUUCCAUAGGUCUUGGACCAAUGUCUUGGUUGGUUCUGAGUGAAAUUUUCCCUGGUGGGAUCAGGGGACGGGCCAUGGCUUUGACAUCUAGCAUGAACUGGGGAAUAAACCUUCUCAUCUCUUUGACGUUUUUGACUGUCACAGAGCUUAUUGGUUUGUCCCGGGUGUGUUUCAUUUACACGGUAAUGAGCCUGGCAUCCCUUGCUUUUGUUAUUGUGUUUAUACCAGAGACAAAAGGAUGCUCGUUGGAGCAAAUAUCCAUGGAACUGGCUAAAGAUAAAUACACAAAGACCCCCUUGUGCUGGAUGAGCCAGCGCAGGGAGAAGCUGGUGCCAGUGGAACUGCCCAACAGGGAGAAUGAACAGAUCUACUAGAGCUGGGUAACCAAGGCAGCCUUUGCCAAAAGACUGACUCAGAGAAAAAAUAAUGCUGACACUACGAUGGGACGCAUGGUAUCUUUGUUAUACACAAGAUAAUCUCUCUCUUAUUUCUUAGUAGAGCUCUUUCAAUGGUAGUUUAUGGCCAGCAUUAAAGAUUGUUGUAGUUUGUAACUCACUGGAACACCAGGCUCCAUCUGUUUCAAACCAGAAUCCCUCACCUCCCCUAGGUUACUCUGACACUCAAGAGGUGCACGGAAGCCAGAAUGCUGUGCAGAGUCCUUGUUAUCUAUACUCAGCAUGUGUAUACUCUUCCAUUCCAAGGAGAUGGAAGAGUUUGUCUCACAGGGGAAGACUGCUAGAGACUUCUGUCUCUCCAACUCUUGGUUAUUGCUCACCAUAUGUAUCCUAAAUUACUGAACCCUUGUGAAGGGUUAGCUAUAUGGCUCCCAUAAAAUAAGUAUUUUUUCCUAAAAGGUUAAUGAACUGUGGUAGAAUGGUGAGUAGAUUAAUACUCAUUAGCAGAUAAGUAACCAGGCCCAAGAACCUGCAAACACUUUAAAAGCAUACUGACUGUCUCAGCAGUCACAUAGUGGCAUUUCUCUCAGCCUUUAAUAGAGGAAGUAAGACUGACAUGGUCAGAUGGAGUACUGAUAGUAAUUUGGACUACCCAGAUGAUCCCAUUUUAUUUACUGUCUCAAAGCACUGAAACCACCUGACCAUGUUCUGCACUAAAGGAACUUACUGACCAAGGUAAAGUUCUACUUCUGGCCAGAUUGAAUCAGUUCUGAUCAGAUUCUGAGACUGUCACACAUUUACACACUGCCUUUGUAAUUCCAGAGGAGAACACCUAUUCAUAUAGUUAGCGUGUGUUCAAAACCUGAAAAGAAACUAUUGAUGCCAAGGUCAUGAUUUACUAAAGUCACUGGAUAUUUAGCUACUUUGGGACUUCAGCUAUCUUCUGGCCAAAACUGUGCCACAACUUUCUUACACUGUAAACUUUUAGGGAACUAGUGUCAAAAUCUUGCUGGACUUUUUGUACAAAGGGCAGGCAAGCUGUCAUCACAACACAGGAUUUUUAGCUGUGCAGAUCCAGUGUCAUCUAAAACAACCUAAACUCUUGCAGAAGCUCUUCCACCAAACAUCAAGGUGAUUGGUGAGCUGGCUGGCUUAUGGCUGCCUUACUUUUUCUGUUCUGAUUCAAGAGCCAUCAGCACUCACAGAAACCUCAUGAGUUUCACGAGACCCAUCUGCUUUCAGGAAUGCAUAUAAUAGUGCACAUAAGGCUCAGCAAGAUACAGAUUAGGGCACGCACAUAAAAAAUUAAGUAAAAUCUUCUGACGAAGGUACAUGUAAGUAUUAUUGACAUAGUCCAUAAGAAGCAAGAAGAGACCAAGCACACACAGGCUACACAAACAGUGGGGCUGUGUGCCUAAGCUUCAGGUGACUUAGGGUGAAAUCUCCUCCAGGAGUCAGCUCAAUGGCCUCAGGUUCCCAUUGCUGAAAGGACAAGCCACGCUGGGGGUAAUGUGCAGUAAUCCCACCCCAACUUUCAAUCCCGCUCUGGACCAGAUGUACUUCCAGCUUUCCCAUAGAUGUGGAAAACUUUCAUUUCCAUUAUUUUAAAUUUUCCAAUAAAAAACAAAGACCUGCCCAGAAUUUUGUCUGAGCACUACAUUCCCAAUAAAUAACAAGCUGUUAGAAGAGGCCUCUUUGCCACUGCAUGGAAGAGACCCUGCAGCUGAAAGUCCCCUUGCAUUUUCCUGGCUGCACCAGUAACAGUUUACUCAACACUGCAGCAGUGACAAAGGUAAGUGCAUUCCUGUAACUACUUCAGAUAGUCAUGAAAAGGAUGCAAAAUGUGUGAAAGCUCAGUCACAGAAUAGCAGUGCAAGGACAGCUGAGUUGGAGCCAUGGUGAAGAAUAGUUUUUACAAAUAUUAGUGCCUUAUUACUGGAGAAAAACGACAACAAAACAUUCUAUUAUCUAAGUGGAAAGAUAUUAAAAUAUUGGUUAAACUGUUGGUGUCCUGUAGUGUCUAAUGAGUGUGUGUGAAGCCCACUGAGCACUAGGUCAAAAGCAAAAGAUCUGGAGGACGUUCUCAAGCACCUGUAAAGAGCUACCGCAGGCCUUAUACUGUUCACUUGGCAACUGACUGGAUCCAUCUUUUGAAUCCUGUGUUGGAACCUUCCAUGUUGUUCAGCAAUGAUGUCUACUGAAACCUCUCCACCUGCUGGUGGCUGCGUUUCAUUUGUGUACAUUGUACUGAACCGGCCUCACAAGACAUUUUCAGCUGAUUGUGGGUAGUCUUUCAAAUAUGCUGCUGGUUUAUCACAUUCAUUCCCAUACUAACAAAUGUCUGAGAUUAAAUCAAGGAAUAAAAUGCAAUUUUAGUGGCAGGAAAUUACUGUGUCUGUUGCUUGACUGUGAUUGCCAGCACUUCCAAUAGCAAUACUUGCUCUAAUUGGUACUGCUGUAGUAUAGCUGAACAUACUUUUGCGUGUGCAAUCCAAGCCCAUACUGGCUUGUAAAUUCUAUUACAUCACACCAAAUGCAACAGGCUUCUGUAAAACCCUGCUGAGCAUCACAGCUUCCAAAAUAAAUUCCUUCUGUAAUAAAUUCUGUAAGUGUUCUCACAAAAAUAUACUUAACUUGGAAAAUACCAUGGGAAUUGUCUCCCCAGAGACAGAGAUUUUGGCUCCAUGGUGAGCUUUUCUGAGCUUUCCCCACACACAAACAUUUAGUAAGGGAAUAAUAAACAAGUAAAAUAUCUAUAGUGUUUUUGAAGAAGGCAUAGUUCCAACACUGUUUAACUGCAGAUACUUUAACAGUUUUAGAUACCUCUAAAGAUAGCAUUUUAAGGUCAAGGGCUUUUUUACUCCUUAUGGUUUUAGUCUUAAUUGUAGUUGUAUAGAUGUAGACUUAUAUAGCCUUGUAAACGUAGCCCUAAUUAUGCCUCUCUUUCAUAACAAAGGCUGCACAUCUGAUGACACAGAAUUAGGAGUUAUAACUUCCUACUAUAAAAAUACAGGUGUAGCAGAAAUGCUAAGUCAUGGCCUGAAACAGUGCUUGAGCAUCUGGUAGGAAGGCAGGGCCAGCCCAGGGGGGGCUCAGGUGAAUGCAAUGCACCUAAGUGACUGGAAGGGGUGGAUCUUGGCUCUACCCCCUUCCCAGACCUCAUUUAAGGGUUGUCAGUGGAGGUGAGAGUAUCACUUGCUGGAGGUCUCUGCCUAUCUGAGGUCUUCUGAAGGUAAGGAACUUUUUUCUUCUUUUCUCUGUCUGUUGCAUUUGGGCUUGUUUUCAUUUGCUGUAGUUAAAAGACUUUCCCACCCUGCUUAUUGUGGUACUUUCCAUCCAUUAUAGCAUUACAACAAGGCAGAAAGAGGCGUCUUAUGUAACACAUCCCUCUGAAGGACUACCCGAAAAGUUUCUGGAGGUCUAAAAUUAUUCACUGAUUUCAUUAUCAGAGUGGAUUACAGAACAGACAUACUUAGUAAAUGCGCAGGCAGUAUUAAAGCAAGAGGGACUGUGUUAAAACUCAGAGCUUAGCAAAAUUCUGAGUAGGGUAUAGAAAAGAAAAACCCAACAGUAUAUUUGCACAGGGGUAAAUGCAAAUUUCUCUGGUUAAUCUGUCUUAACUACAAGUCAGUGAAUGACAAAAUGGGGAUUGGAACAUGCAGUUAAAGAUCUAGUGGCUAUAGCAACUCAAAAGCCAGCAAUGAGUCAGUUCUCAUUCUGCUGCGAAAAUGAGUCCUUAGUAGGCUGUAUAAAUAGAACUGGCUGUUCUCUCAAAAGAAUGUGAAACAGACUUCUUACGGCACUGCUAGUGCUACAGCUGAGCACUGUGAGGAAACUUGUGAUCCAACAGGAGAAUCUAGGGAAAAGCAGGCAGAACUAUGGAAACCAAGGCCUUUGAGGAGGAGCUGAUUGAUUGACAGGUUUAUUCUAAACACAAAUAGAGGCAUACUGUGUGUGUGUACGGAAAUAAGCAGCAUCAGCAGCUCAAGGCUGGGACCUGUAGUUUCCCAGCAGUGACUGGGAACACAGCGAUAUCCCUGGGGAUGAGUGUAUACCAUCAACUUUAUCUGCCGUUUUAAGACUUAUUUGUCACAGACUGAGUCUCCUUUGGAGCUAGGAAUAUAUAUUUCAGUAUAAAUAUAUGUAAAUAAAAUAUUUUUGCAUUCUAU
Molecule: messenger RNA, 6182 nt
Organism: Coturnix japonica (Japanese quail)
Lineage: Eukaryota; Metazoa; Chordata; Aves; Galliformes; Phasianidae
Gene: SLC2A12
Product: solute carrier family 2 member 12
Biological process (GO): circulatory system development; D-glucose transmembrane transport
Cellular component (GO): membrane
Molecular function (GO): D-glucose transmembrane transporter activity
Source: RefSeq, a predicted model, not a curated record